UCGUUUGCUCGUCAUUAUUGGAAUUGAUUCCGAGACGAGCGUGUGUUUGCUAUUGUUACGAAUCAAGCUAAAGAAGCGAUGCGAAUUCGCUUAGCAUACAAAAGAAAGAUAAGGUUUUACUGCGCGACAGUCAGUCAGUCAGCUAGUUCUAUUGAUGUGAUGUGAAUAGCGAGGAACAAAAAAACAACAACACGCCAGGUUUCAGAUAAUGUAAUCGGUUGUUGAAUGUUUUGCUGUCGCACGCCAUUAUGUUUGGGUGUGAAUUUUGAAGCUUUGUUGAUGUUUGUGGCUAUUAUUGUGGCUAGCAAACCGCGUGUUUGCAGAGGUUAUAAAUCGAUUACAGUUGAAUCGUUUGAUGGGAGCUGCAUAAUAAUUGUAUCAUGUGUAAUAAUUACAAUUAUCCCCCUUAAUGUACAACCCGUCGAACGAUUUAAUCCCGAGGUCAAUUGUAAUGGAGGCCGAUCAGCAUAAUUUAAUUUAACGCUGCUCAUCACUCAUCGUAAAAUUAUUGUAUGCCGGUUAGGGAACGGCUCGAUUCGUUUUAAUACCAUUUCGCACCAUACAAUGCUGUUAUAAUUGGCGCAACUCACCGACGCCAAUGGAGCAUGUCGUGUGUUAGUUUAAAUCAAGCCUAAAGGAAAAACGAAUCCAAAACCCGAUCAUUAUGAAAAGGGGUAGUGAAAGUUUAUGUUUAAUUUUCAUCGCGUUCUAAGCGUACGGUGCGCGCAACAGGUCCUCAUAUGCUCGACCGUACGUGAAAAGGCUCGCCUCCCGUAGGUGGAAGAAGACCGGCUACGGAUGUUUUGCACAAUUUUGAAUGCGACCCCUAAUGGGCACGUUGAGGGGUUUAAUGUGAUGCGGCUUGAUGUGCCGCUCGACCGACAUCCUUGCGUGGUUGUGUGUGAAUGGUGAAAUAAGCUCAAGUGAAAUGCAAACGGCAAAUACGCACAUCAUCCCGGCAGAGAAGAUGUUAUCGUACGCCAUACAUUGUGCAUGUCAAACAGGACAUGUGAGUGAGCGACCAGGCGUCCGCUUUUUUUGUUGUUCCCUUUUCCCUUUUUGCUUGCCGAGCUUUCCGCUUCAUACUUCCGUAGCAUGGGGCUUAUCGUGUCCCUUUUUAUUUCCUCUGUGCAUCUGUCCUUGGGGAAAGCGCGUGCUGAAACAUGGGGCAGAUCAUCGUCGACAAGCCGCAGACCUACCAUUUUAUGUGUUGUCGAAGCAAACAAACAAAUGUCUAAUUAUUUCCUCCGUCAAGCGACUCGCUCUGUACCGACUCACUGCUUCUGGCGAAUAGCUGUGGCAGUAGCAGCAGUAGUAAGCGAAAAAAUCAUGCAGCACAAUUCGUAUGUUUGUGUCAUUAACAAUUAUCUUCCCGGCUUUUCCACGGUGAACACAGAAGCGAUGGGUCGCCGAACAACCACAUCAUGUCGCUGUGUCGUACAAUCGUUAUCGUGGCCGUAUCUUCGGUCCAUCACAACCAUCCGUCUAUCCGUCCAUCCAGUACGCCCGUCUUUUGUUGGCUUGAUGCCGGGAGGGACCAGUUGUGCUGUUGUGUGCACCGUUUCAUAUUAAUUAAAUAAGACGGAAGCCAAAAUGCGGCACACCGUUCGUAGUCGUCGGCCUUGCGGAAAAAACCGGGCACACGGUAAAAGAAGGAAAACAUAACUCAGGGAAGAGUGGGCCUGAACCAGUUGCUGGUGGUCCAGUGCACACUAAUACUAGCAAAGCAAGCUGGCAAGCAGGGAAAAAAGGGGCUCGUCUUCUGCGUUUGAAAGGAAAAUUGGAAAAAAUGAGCAACUUGUUGUUUUUUUUUGCGUUCGGCGCCUUAUCUGGGAGAAGGUACGAUACCCGACGAAGUAAAUAGCUCUCUGGCUUCUUUUACUGGCCUCGUGUCAGUGUGUGCGAGUGGUUACUUUCUUCUCGUUACUACUACCACCGUGUAAAAUGUGGUGCUGAUUUGAGUUUUUCUUUAUUGUAUUUUCCUAAGCAUUGCUUGAACUUGAUCUUUGCUUGAUGAAAGUCGUAAUUUGAAAUUAUUUUUUAUGCUUUAAUUUGAAGUUCAUAUUUCACCCUUUUCAUUCAUUUAAGUCUCUUUUAGUCCUUCAAAUUAUUUAUUAUUUUUUAUCAAUUUUAUAAAAUAUGUUUUGAAUUAUUUAAAAUGAAACAACCGAUUUUAUUUUCAAGUCCGUCUGUAUUGGUACACAUCUAGCAGGCCGGUGAUUCGUGGUGAUGCUGCUGCUGCUGCUUCUGCCGAUGUAUUUGCCUGAGCAAAAGAUCACGCCAGAGAGCAAGAAAGCGCAAAACAACCAUAAAGCAUGGCAACACUGUGCCUCAGUACGCUUUAUGUAUGUGUGUGUGCGUCUGUGCGAGUUUGAGAGCGAAAACCCCUGUUGGCACUGCUGGCAAGACUCCGAGACGCGUGAGAGAUAAAUACUUUAAAUUGAAUCAAUUUCGGGCGCGUACAACCACCGACCACCACCACACACGCGCCAUUGCGAGUCGGCUAGCCAGUGUGUUGCUGUGUGUAAUGGUCGGUGUGUACAGUCGCAGUAGGCCACGCGUCUGGCCGGUGUGUUGGUGUGUUGUAUUCGCUUGCGUCGAGCACAGUUGGCCGUGCGAUGUAGAGCCGCAAAUCGGUGGCGAGCGAGCAGUGCGUGUUGUUUCCCCGGUGCUAGAAUCAUUAUCGCAAACAGCAUUUUGUCCAACAAGUUUGGUUAGUGUCAUUUAACAGGUGGUACGUGUAAUAAAGGGUUUGGUGAAGUAAUUAUUACACCUGAAGCAAUAGAACACUGUUUCACAGCGCAUAGGGCGAACUUGACAGGUGUCAUCACGACUGAGAACGGAUAUCUUGGAAUCGACCAAACGAAGUGAGUUGCAGUGAGAAACACUCCGGAUACGGAACGGAAGCCACCAAACCCGAUCAAAAAUGUCCAGACCUUCGUCGUUAGGUGGAUCGGAUGAGGAGGAGCAAACCAAUUACCACACACCGGAUGAAACCGGUCUAACGAAAUCGCAAAAGGUGGCCCUCAUCGCGGCCUGGAGUAUCGUCAAGAAGGAUCUGGUAACGCACGGUCGGAAUAUUUUUGUGAUGUUCUUUGAGGAGUAUCCACAGUAUCUGGACUACUUUGAUUUUUCCACCGGCAGCGUGGCCGAACUCGGGGAAAACCGAUCCCUCCAUGCGCAUGCACUGAACGUGAUGAACUUUAUCGGUACGCUCAUCGACUACGGACUUAACGAUCCCGCACUGCUGAAGUGUAGCCUAUCGAAGCUGGUACGGAAUCAUCGGAAGCGAAACGUUACCAAAGAGGAUGUCGGUGCCGUCGGAGGCGUUAUUAUGCGUUACUGCUUGAAAGCCCUCGAGCAACAUCGAACGAAAACGCUGGAGGAAGCGUUUGGAGCAUUCCUGGGGACUGUGGCGGCCGCGUUCGAGUGAGCGCCCUCACAACUGUUCCUAGUGUUCAGAGUCAGUCAUCAUUACCGUUUGUGUUAUCAUCCUUCUCAUCAUCAACCUAUCACCAUCUUCACCAGCAUCUGCGGAUCGGAGAGACUCCUCUAACGAGAUCAACGAGACAACAAAAACCCUCCCCAAAUCGCUGUUGUCCAACAAUUAUCUUGAUCAGGGUCGUCAGGGCGUCAAAACAUUAAAAUCACGUCCUAUAACUCUCCGCAAAAUGUUGGAAGUACACAUUCACACACACACACACAUCGUCGUCACACAGCGAGACCUAUACUGCUGCUCUCUAGCAAAGAAAGGACAAGAAAAACAUUCCUAUGUGGUGCAGACGUGAGGCUUUUUAUGAUCAGCGUAGAAUAAAAUUUGAGUAUAGUAUACUGUA
Anopheles stephensi (Asian malaria mosquito) is the source of this 3836-nucleotide messenger RNA. RefSeq lists its product as uncharacterized. The transcript has 4 exons. Gene Ontology annotation, molecular function: oxygen binding; heme binding. Lineage: Eukaryota; Metazoa; Arthropoda; Insecta; Diptera; Culicidae. Bases 2927 to 3433 code for a protein of 168 amino acids. The record is from RefSeq and is a predicted model, not a curated record.